CCUACUCUUGCACACUUUUCUUGUUCCCUAAGCUGGUGCGCACACCCCUUCCAUUUUACUGCGUUUCCAAUCUUGCGCAGUGGAUCAAUCAGAAUAAAGAAAAUUUCUAUAUCGACCGUCGCUAAGCUUUAUCAAGCCGGAUCAAGCUGCGGCCCAGAGGUGUGCAGGAGUAAGUCCUUCGAGAACUACAUGUAGGUACAACAGAGAACCAUUGGGAACUGGGGACUAGGGCCCAGGUAUAUUUCAAAUUCAAAUUUAAAAUAAGCUGGGUUUUGAAUCAUUGCACGCGGCAUAUUUGAAUUAAAUCGAAGCCAUCUUAAACCUUAUUUGUAGUACAUAGUAACAAUUUGCUAUCUACUAUACCAUGUAUAGUACGUACCAUGUAACCUAGGUAAUGAAUAAACAAGAAUUGUUAUCGAUGUAAUUCCCAACUUGCAAUUGUGAAAACAUUUCCGAAUGUUUAGAAGUAGAUAAUUAUUCGUGUAAAUAUUUUGUGAUUUAUCUUUAUCAUGUCCGAUCAAGCAAAGAAUUUAUUAACACUGUAUUACGGUCUUAACUCUAAAGUAACUGCUACAAAGUUUUUGUCUAUUCACAAAUCUAUUGAUAAUAUCAAAAGCGGAGAAGUGAGACAGUUUACUGAACAAACAUCUGUCACCACUAACGAAGAGAACAUAUCUGAAGAUGAGUGUCAGAAAAAUACUGACGACGUUCGGAAAUUGAGUAUCGAGAGCGAGAAAUGCCAAAGGUCAUCAAGAGCUUUCAAUAAUAUAGAAAAUGCCUACGAUUCCGAGGAGAGUUCGAUUAUUUGUGAAAUCGAUUCAGAACAAAAUGUGGGGCAUAACGCUAAUGAAAAUAUCGAAUUUGGAGCAGAUCGUGCUGAAUUUUCAAAUACUGUUCCUGUCUUCGUUACAAAAGAGGGUGGUCAUAAAGAGACAAACGGAAGUAACUCGAGUCUAUCGUUUGCCGAGGAUACAUUACCAGAUGUCUCCGAUGCAUCUGGUUUUACAUUGAAAAGAUCGCAGAGAUCUUCAAAAACUGGUUCUCCUAUGCCACCAGCAACAAAAAUAGUACCUAUCUGCAACGAAACAUUUGCAGAUUUCUCCGGCAUUAAUUUAAAACAAUUCCCAAAAGAAAUAUUAAAUGAAUUUUCACAAUUGAAGAUGCUAUAUCUGAGUAACAAUGAUUUAAUCGAACUCCCAGAUGAAAUUUUCACAUUUUUAAGACAUCUUAAAUGGUUGGAUGUCAGGAAUAAUCAAAUUUCUUCAUUACCAAAUAGUAUUGAAUCACAUCAAUGUAUAGAAACCCUUCUCCUUCAGGCUAAUAAUAUACAGGAGUUACCAAUAGAAUUAUGUACUUUGCCAAAAUUGAAAACGCUUCAGGUAGCACAAAACCCACUUAUUGUACCAUCAAAGGAUAUUGUAGCCUCAGGAAUUACAUCGAUCUUGACAUUUUUAAGAUUAGAAUGGAACAAAAUUCAUCCAGAUCAUCAAAUAGAAUCUAAGGAAUACAAAAUUGAGCCAAAGUUAUCAACUAUUCUUUGUUAUCAAUCUCCAAGAAAGACGAAAACAAAGACUGUAACUUCCAGAAUUCAAGUUCACAACAAAAAUACGUCUAUCAGGGAGAAAUGCAAGACUUAUAAACCUAGUAACAGGUAUUCCACUGAUAAAUCGACUACUUCGUUGAACAGUUGUUUAUUUAAAAAAAAUUCAACUAUCCUCUGUGACACCUGUUUGCAAAAAGGAGUUGGUACCAGAAUAAAUGAAAAGUCAGAGAACACGUACAAACAGUCAAAAUAUACAUGCUUGAAAGCAACGAAUGAUCACAGAAGUAAGAUAGACAGUUGUUUUGAUACUGAUACCGACGAUGUCGGUAAUAAGAUGUUACGAUUAAUAGGUCCAUCAUCAAGGUCCCUUUAUGUGAGACAAAAUGUUAGGGCAUUAAAAACAUAUUAUAAAUUUGUACAGAAUGAUUGUAGAGUUAAAUCAGCUGCUGACAACUUCGUGUGCUUUGUACCUUUAAAAGCAGAGAAAUCUUAUUCAUUGGAGGAAAAUCAUAAGAAAUAUGGUAAUACUGGAAAUGUUGAUCACUGUUUUAAUAUUAUUACAAAUGAUGCAAAAAGAUUUAAGUUGUAUCCAAUGAGAGUAAACAAUCCGGACUGGAUGUUGUCGUGUUUAAAAAAUUAUAUAGGAUUACACGAAUAACUAAUAAAAGAUUAUGUAUGAAUAAGAUCAUAGUUAUGUAUCUAGAAAUAGACAAUUUAAGAAAAAUAAAAGUUUUUUUUAAUUAUGAA
Messenger RNA from Megalopta genalis, 2290 nucleotides. RefSeq lists its product as uncharacterized. Gene Ontology annotation, cellular component: cytoplasm. Gene Ontology annotation, molecular function: protein binding. The record is from RefSeq and is a predicted model, not a curated record. NCBI's taxonomy places the organism in Eukaryota, Metazoa, Arthropoda, Insecta, Hymenoptera, Halictidae.